Messenger RNA from Linnemannia hyalina, 1362 nucleotides. The record is from the annotation of a GenBank genome assembly. NCBI's taxonomy places the organism in Eukaryota, Fungi, Mortierellomycota, Mortierellomycetes, Mortierellales, Mortierellaceae.
AUGGCCACCCCUCUCCCCCCUACAUUCGUGGUCCCCGCAACCCAGACCGAGACCCGUCGUCAACCCCUCGAGCAUGAUGUGCUCCCUCCUCUCUUCCCCGAGAAGAUCACGAUCACCAACAUCUGGAGGUACCUCGACUACAAGCAUGUCCUUGGACUCGGUCUGACUCCCUUGAUUGCCUUGUAUGGUCUUUUGACGACUGAGGUCCAGACAAAGACUCUCAUCUGGUCUAUUAUUUAUUACUAUGCCACUGGUCUUGGUAUCACUGCAGGCAAGUUCUCUCUCUGUUUGGGAUACCACCGUCUCUGGGCACAUCGUGCAUACAGUGCAGGACCUGCAAUGAGCUUCGUGCUCGCCCUCCUCGGCGCUGGAGCCGUUGAGGGUUCCAUCAAGUGGUGGUCCCGUGGCCACCGCGCCCACCACCGCUGGACUGACACCGAAAAGGACCCUUACUCUGCCCACCGUGGACUCUUCUUCUCCCACGUCGGCUGGAUGUUGAUCAAGCGCCCCGGAUGGAAGAUUGGUCACGCCGACGUUGACGACCUUAACAAGAACAAGCUCGUUCAGUGGCAGCAUAAGCAUUACCUCCCCCUCGUCCUCACUAUGGGUGUCAUCUUCCCUACCCUUGUUGCAGGUCUUGGAUGGGGUGACUGGCGUGGAGGUUACUUCUAUGCGGCCAUCUUGCGUCUCGUCUUUGUCCACCAUGCUACCUUCUGUGUCAACUCGCUUGCUCACUGGCUCGGUGAGGGACCCUUCGACGACCGUCACUCCCCCCGCGACCACUUCAUCACCGCCUUCAUGACCCUCGGAGAGGGAUACCACAACUUCCACCACCAGUUCCCUCAGGAUUACCGUAACGCCAUUCGCUUCUACCAGUACGACCCCACCAAAUGGGUCAUCGCCCUCUGCGCCUUCUUCGGCCUCGCCACUCACCUCAAGACCUUCCCCGAGAACGAGGUUCGCAAGGGUCAGCUCCAGAUGAUCGAGAAGAAGGUCCUCGAGAAGAAGACAAAGCUCCAGUGGGGCACCCCUAUCGCCGACCUCCCAGUCUUGAGCUUUGAGGAUUACCAGCACGCCUGCAAGAACGAUGGCAAGAAGUGGAUUCUUUUGGAGGGUGUUGUCUACGAUGUUGCCGAGUUUAUGCACGAGCACCCUGGUGGAGAGAAGUACAUCAAGAUGGGUCUUGGCAAGGAUAUGACUGCCGCCUUUAACGGAGGCAUGUACGAUCACAGCAAUGCUGCUCGCAACUUGCUUAGCUUGAUGCGUGUCGCUAUUGUUGAGUUUGGUGGUGAGGUCGAGGCCCAGAAGAAGAACCCCUCUGUACCUGUGUAUGGUGAUGACCACCACUCCAAGUCCGAGUAA